Molecule: messenger RNA, 1704 nt
Organism: Aspergillus melleus
Lineage: Eukaryota; Fungi; Ascomycota; Eurotiomycetes; Eurotiales; Aspergillaceae
Product: flavin-containing monooxygenase
Exons: 1
Coding region: 67-1704 (545 amino acids)
Source: RefSeq, a predicted model, not a curated record
CUACAUGGGUCGCUGUAGGUCUGAACCUGCGCAGACUCCACACAGCGAACAAACGAUAUCACCAAAAUGGGCAGUAUACAGAGUCCAACAUUCCAACAACUAAACAGACACCUUGACUACGAUGUCCUCAUCAUCGGGGCAGGCCUAUCUGGCAUGUAUUCCAUCUACCAGAUGCGCCAGCUCGGUUUGCGAGCCAAGGUGCUUGAAGCCGGCGGAGGGGUCGGAGGAACUUGGUAUUGGAAUCGAUAUCCCGGGGCUCGGUUCGACUCGGAGAGCUACUCUUACGGCUUCUCUUUUUCCCAGGAUAUUCUCGAUGAAUGGAACUGGUCGGAGCAUUUUGCUGCCCAACCGGAGACUUUACGAUACUGCGAAUUUGUCUGUGACCGGUUCGAUCUUCGCAGAGACAUGCAAUUCAAUACGCGAGUCAAGGCAGCCCUUUUCCAAGAAGAGAGUUGGUCGUGGCUUUUGACCGAUGAGGAGGGCAGGAAAUACACCAGUCGUUUUAUGGUGACGGCCAUGGGAAUUCUCAACAACUGCACCUGGCCGAAUAUCCCCGGGGUGCACGAUUUCAGCGGCCCUUCGUAUCACACAGCGCGAUGGCCUCAACAACCGGUCGACUUCCGGAAUAAAAGCGUCGCCGUCAUUGGAACAGGCGCGACAGCAAUUCAAGCAAUUCAGGAAAUAGCAAAAACAGCCGGCCAUCUCACCGUGUUCCAGCGCACUCCGAACUGGAGUGCACCGUUGAAUAACGAGAAGAUAUCGCCGGAGGAAAUGGCAGAAAUCCGUUCAAGAUAUCCGGAGAUAUUCCAGCGAUGCAGAGAAUCUUACUCUGGGUUCAUACAUAUCAGUGACAAGCGACGAACGUUUGAUGUCGACCCGGAAUCGCGAGAGAAGUUGUGGAAUGCACUAUACGAGACUCGAGGCUUCCAAAAAUGGCUGGGCAAUUUUGGUGAUAUCGCCACUGAUCGCCGGGCCAAUGCUCUUUACAGCGAGUUUAUUGCUAACAAAAUCCGCCAACGCGUCCAUGAUCCUAAGGUCGCCGAAUUGUUGAUUCCCAAAUGCCACGGGUUUGGUACGAAGCGACUGCCUCUUGAAAGUGGCUAUUUUGAAGUCUACAACCAGCUGAAUGUCCGGCUCGUUGACGCGAAAACCAAUCCUAUCCAACAGAUCACACCUGAAGGUAUCCAGACACAGGAUGAGCACUUCACAAUUGACAUCGUCAUCUACGCGACCGGCUUUGACGCAGUCACUGGGUCAUUCACAGCCAUGGACAUCCAAGGACGUAACAAAGUUCAGCUGGCAGAUCAAUGGCGCGACGGUCCCCGAACCUUCUUGGGAAUCUUUGCUGAGCAUUUCCCCAAUAUGAUGAUGGUAAUGGGUCCACAUCAAAUGUUUGGAAACUUUCCGCGCAGCAUUGAGUACUCUUCCAAGUGGGUGGCAAACUUCAUUCGCUAUGCUCGGGAUCAUGGAAUUACAUGUGCCGAAUGUACGCAUGAGGGUGUUGUAGCGUGGACUGAGCAUGUUCAUGAAUGCGCCGAGGGGCUAUUGGCAAAUGAGGUGGACUCUUGGAUGAGUGGUGUAAAUAAGAAUCUGGCACAUAAGCAGAAGCGAAUCGUCGCUCGGUACAAUGGACCUGCACCUGGCUAUAGGAAAAGAGCCGAUGCUGUGGCUGCGAGGGGAUAUCGGGAUCUAAUCAUGUCAUAG